AAAAAUUGCCCCUCUUUCCUCCUCUUUCCUCGCCUCCUGUUCCCCUGGACUCUUUCUAUUCUUCCCCUCUUCCCCUCUUCCCCUCAUUAUCUCUUCUAUUGAUCAUCCGAUCACAGCAUCUCAAAAUGGGCGUCACCAAGCACAUUCUCGCACAUGGUAACGGUGCCGACAUCCCCAAAGUGGAAGAUGAAAUCGCCAUGCACUAUACCGGAUGGGUGUACGACCCCAGCCAGCCUGAGGGCAAGGGAAAACAGUUCGAUAGCUCCUAUGACAGGGAUCAGCCGUUGAAGGCGACUAUUGGCGUUGGACGUUUGAUCAAAGGUUGGGAUGAGGGUGUUCCUCAGAUGAGUCUGGGAGAGAAGGCUUUGUUGACCAUCACUCCGGACUACGGCUAUGGAGCUCAGGGUUUUCCCGGUUUGAUCCCCGGCAACUCUACCCUCCUCUUCGAGGUCCACCUCGUUUCUAUCAAGCGCAAGGGCUCCACAACGAUACUUAACGCCUAGUUAAAUGAUACUAAUUGAGGCAAAAAUUGUGGUUUUCACCAUAGAUGACUUCACCGUGUGAAUGUUCUAAGUUUUGUAAACUGUUCUUCGCAAUAGUCGUAGAUUUGAAUUCUUAGGAUUGGAUGUAAGAUUGGUUAAAGCGAACAAUGUGUGCUCGCGGAAGGGAGUGUCGCAUAAUCACGCCUUGUUCAUCUAGCAAUUCCUUAUAUAUCUCGAACGUAGCGACUAAUAGCAGUGAACAUGAUUACCAGUGAUUUUAUACAGUUA
Aspergillus caelatus is the source of this 770-nucleotide messenger RNA. Its product is annotated as FKBP-type peptidyl-prolyl cis-trans isomerase. Gene Ontology annotation, molecular function: peptidyl-prolyl cis-trans isomerase activity. NCBI's taxonomy places the organism in Eukaryota, Fungi, Ascomycota, Eurotiomycetes, Eurotiales, Aspergillaceae. Bases 126 to 503 code for a protein of 125 amino acids. The record is from RefSeq and is a predicted model, not a curated record. The transcript has 6 exons.